UGCCAAUUAUUUCCUUCCUCCAGGUAAGCAAGUGCUGUGACUGCGGCCCAGGCUUGCCAAUGCUGACCGAUGGUUGCCCCGUUCCUAGGGCAGCCCAAAACCCCACCAAGCCCCUUAUCCACCGUCCCAUUUCGCCGCGACCCAGGGUUUAUCGAUCGCGGGACAGUGCUCGAUCAGAUGCAGGAGAAGUGCUCCCGACCAGCAUCAAUAAUAGCACUGGUUGGUUUGAGUAGUGUUGAAAAGUCACAACUCUUCAUUCAAUACUGUUACCGGGUCAGAGAUCAAUCACCUCCUGAGACAUGGGUCUUCUGGAUCCAUACCAGCAACACAGCCUGUUUCAAGCAGAGCUAUCGGGAAAUCGCCGAUCGCGCCAAAAUCCGGAAUCGAAAGAGCCCCAAGAUAAACAUCUUCGAACCCUUUUAUGACUGGUUACAGGAUGAGGAAAAAAGGAAACAGAUCAUUGUAUUUGAUAAUUUGAAUGAUGGCAGUUUCCUCCAUGAAGCUCCACACACAGGUCAAGAUCAGCUGGAAAGCCAGAUCAGCAGAAAGCCUCUCAUGGAAUAUCUCCCUCCGACUCCACACAGUUUCUAUUAUCAUGACAACGAGGGACCAAGGCAUGCUGGGAAGAACACAGAAGACCAGAAUAUUAUCAAUGUCGAGCCGAGGGAUGAUUCGCAAGCGCUGAAACUCUUGAGGACGAAACUGGGACCUGUAGUAGAUAGCGGAGACAUUAGAGAGCUUGUGAUAGAACUUGAUCUUAUACCACUUGCUAUUAAAAUAGUUGAAUACCUGCCCCGGGAUCAAAGCAAGAGUGGAAAUAGCAAUGAGAACCUGGAGGGAAGCCUGGAGGAUGACAACCAAUUCAAGAAUAUGGCCGGUUCAAGGGGAAGUAGCAAUAUGACAACAGCCAGACGCAGAAGAUUCAAAACGAGAGUGGGCACUUUUGCUGGGCCAUGCAGAAUAGUUUGCCGUUUCGCAAGGCAACUUGAUAGAGGCAGUGGAAAUGGGAGUUCAGGCGAUGGAGACAUUGAAAGCACUCAGCCCAGAAAACAAGAAGACACUCAACUUUAUGGAUAUUGUUGUCAAGGGAAAUAUGAUGUGGCUGAGGCCAUGCAUCGACAGGCACUGACAAUCAGAGAGAGGGUGCUGGGAGUUGAUCAUCCCAACACACUGGAAGGAAGUCCAAAUGAUCAGCUAGGGGCUCUUCUCCUCCUUAUCACUAUUCUAAGCACGGAGGGUCGGCUUGGGUUCAAUAUAUCAGUGUUGGUCAAGGGGCUGGAUGAAAAGGUGGGAAGGCAUGGCAUGGCCUAAGGAGGUGGAAAAGGAUUAAGGAGGAGCAUGGAUCAUUCUGCUGAAAAAGCGAGUGUGUUGAAUGGAAUGGUUCAGCCUCUUAAGUAUAUGCUAGUGGUGAUUGAGCUCGUUUACCCCAGUGCCCUACAGAGUGCCU
This is a messenger RNA of Blastomyces dermatitidis ER-3, 1447 nucleotides long. Its product is annotated as kinesin light chain. The transcript has 6 exons. Bases 70 to 1311 code for a protein of 413 amino acids. The record is from RefSeq and is a predicted model, not a curated record. NCBI's taxonomy places the organism in Eukaryota, Fungi, Ascomycota, Eurotiomycetes, Onygenales, Ajellomycetaceae. Gene Ontology annotation, molecular function: protein binding.